CCUCCAAAUAUCGCGAGAACUUAGACAGUUCGAGAAGAACGGGUCCAAGCAAGGCAUAGCAAUGUUCAUAUUUAGCAGCACCAACAACAACAAGCUUCAGGGAAAUGGGCUUUCCGAUGUGUGGACUGAGCGAACGCUGAGCUGUGUGUGUGCUUCAGUCGCAGAUGAUAACACCUGGCUGGGAUGAACAGCAUGCAGCCUCAUCUCUUUGGAUGUUCAUCUGACGAUGACUAUGAGACUGACCUUUUAAUACAGACAUCAAACUUUGCUGCUUUUUUAAGGAUCUUCCUUUUUUGCUGACUCAAAAUAGUUGAUACAAAUAAAUAAUGUAGCACAAAUCAAACCCUUGGAGAUAUUUGACCAUUUUAAAACCCAUUUUUAUGGGUCCAGAUCGUUUUUUUUACUUCUGUAUUUCAGAUGUUGCUGUGCACCACAUUUCACUUCACACUGGUGUGUGAAUGAGAGGACAGAUGUGCCGUGUUUGCCCCAGUCAUUUACCCCCAGCUGUGCAAUCACGUGAGGUUUAUUUUGCAUGUUUGAAGUGACCCGACUGAACCGAGUCCCACACAUUUCACAAAGAUGAACGGCUCUCUUUUAACCCCACCCAGUCCUCGGGCUGCCAACUCCUCUCCAUUGCCCCCGUCACCUUCUCCAUCUCCAUCUCCACCGUCUCCCUCUCUGUUGCCCUUGACCUCCAGGCCUCCCCCCCUCCCGCCUCUGGUGAGCCCACCUCCCCAGGCGCACACACCCUCCCUGUCUGACACCCCCACACCAUCCCCCUCUCCUUCCCUGAGCUGGACCGAAUUCUGUGAGCUUCACGCCCGCGUUGCAGCCGGCGACUUUGCACGUCACUUUCGGGCAUUUCUUCUUGAAAACCCACACUACACAACAGACUCUGCGGCUGCCUUCUGCCGGCGCUUCACCGACCGCUUUGUUCGUCAUUUCCAGAGCGAGCUGGAGGGGUCGCUCCCCCAGAGCUGUGCUGCAGGCCAUGAUGAGAUGGUGAGCUGGGCUCCUCCAUCAGAUGCCACCUCCCUGGAAGAGGAAGCGGUCUCUCCACUGUCGGGCACUGGGGGAGCAGGCCUCCCAUGUCCCCCCUCCAACACGGUACGAGCUUCAGCCAAGCUUUUCCCGUCACGGUUGGUGUUGGAGAACAGAGUCAGUGACCGGUUUCAGGAUUCUUAUGCCCAUGGCCAUGUCCUGCCACCCUCCUCCUCAUCGUCAUGCUGCUCUUCUGUGGGGGGUAACAAUGGAAGGCGUGAGGAGAAAGGCGUCAUGCUCUGUCCUGGGAAUGGAGAAGCUCCGGUUGAGGAAGAGGAAGACAGCUGGCUGGGCGUAGCUUCAGUUGGUGAGGAUGUUGAGCCAGACGAGCAAGAAGCAGAGUCCUCAGAGGCUGACCAUACAGACGCCUCCCACACUCCUCAGCUUCCUCUUACUUCUGUCAUUCCUCCACUUGACUCCAAAGGUAACGGUACCCCCAACUCCAAAAACAAACUCAAGAAACGCUUCUCACUGCGCAACGUGGGUCGGAGCGUAAGGGGGAGUGUCCGUGGCAUCUUGCACUGGAGGAGCUCCUCCAGUGAUGCCAGUCAGAGUCCGCUGCCCUCCAGCUACAGCUACACCAUGGGUGUACAGGAUGCUAGCCUGGCCUCCAAAAGGACCUCUGGUACUCAGCCCCCUACACCCACCUCCUCCAUGCCUGUAUCCCUGUCCAUGCCCCUCUCCCUUCCUCACUCCUCCUCAUCAUCUCUGCCCCCCUCAUCUUCAAGCAGCGCCACUUCUCUGUCUCUUUCGGAAGCUGCACGUGAUCGGAGGAGGAGCAACGGUGAAGGAGGUGAGAAGGACAAGUGGAGCCAUCGUUUGGAGAAACUUAGAUUGUCACGGUCACCUCCCCCCAUUCUUUCACAAACCACCACCAGCUCGCACCCCAACUCCUCCUCGCUGCCUCCAAGCAGUGCAGUCGCUGCCAUGGGUCCUCCGAGGAAAGUGGGCCGGCUAGUGCGGGAGGGUGGAGUUAGUGUUAGUUCGUCCAGUGAUGAAUUAGGUGGAAGCCAUGGCUUCUCUGGCUUCUCAUUUGCUCUGCUGCACCAUGGCACAGACAACAACAACAUGGGGACUGCUCCAUCAUCAGGAGCCCCGGCAGGUCCAAUUCAGCCUUUGGCCAGUGGAGGAAACAUGCCCUGGAGAGGAGGACGCUGGCAUAAGUGUCGUCUGGUUCUCAGAGAGCGAGACCGAGAGGGUGGUGAGCGGGGAGAGGAGUACUACCUUGAAUUCUUCAUCCCACCCAAAUCAUCGAAGCCUCGGUUGACUGUCCCCUGCUGCUCCAUUGUGGAUGUGAGGAGCACCACGGCGCUGGAGGUUCCCGACAAAGAGAACACCUUCCUGCUGCAGCUGGAUGGAUUGGCGCAGUACGUGAUCGAAACACGAGAUGCUGUUCAGAUGAGAGCCUGGCUGAGUGACAUAAGGAACGGCAUCUGUCUCAGCGAGCAGGAAGAUGCUGAAGGUGUGUGUGGCGGGCCGUUAGACAUCAGUGGGACACCUGAGAUAGGAGAACGUCUUUCACAAGUGUGUUAUGGGGGAAUUGGGGGCUCCUCUCCUCUGAUGGACCCUCUCCCACCGGAGCUUCCGCCUCGAGCACCUCUCGAUGAACCAGACGGCAGGAUUCUUGGGGGAGGUGGGGCUAGUCUAGGCACACCUUUUGCUGAGACGCCAGAUGCUACAGGAUCCUUCCUCUUCUCUGACGUGGUGACGGCCGAGGCGGUGGAGCACCCGCUCAGUGAGUGUCAGUGGUUCCACGGUACGCUGUCGCGUCUCAAAGCCGCCCAGUUGGUGCUGGCUGGAGGCCCAGCAAGCCAUGGCGUCUUUCUGGUCCGUCAGAGUGAGACAAGACGGGGAGAAUACGUCCUCACCUUUAACUUUCAGGGCAAGGCCAAGCACCUCCGCCUGUCCCUGAAUGAGGACGGUCAGUGCCGAGUGCAGCACCUCUGGUUCCAGUCUAUCUUCGACAUGUUGGAGCAUUUCCGGGUGCACCCGAUUCCCUUGGAGUCCGGCGGUGCGUCUGAUGUCACGCUCAUCAGCUUCGUGGGCGCCACCGCAGUUCGGCAGCCAGACUUGACCAGCAGACCCCGUAGUCCACCUCAGCCUCCUCCUCUACCACCAGGACGCCCGCCUCCACCAACUCCACCCCAGGAAAGAGGAAAUGAGCCAGAGCUGGGAGCAACAGGAGGAGCAGCAACAGGAACUGGAGGGGGAGGAGCAGCAGCAGCAGUAGGAGGGGGAGGAGGAGUGUCUGCAGGGAUGGUGGCAGCCACAGCAGCUGCAGCUGCAACACCAGGAGGAGGAGGUGCCAGCAGUGGAGGGGGAGUAGAGGACUGGGAAGACAGGGACACUCCUCUUCGCCAGUUGGAAGCUGUAGAGGGUGAAGAGAGGGAGGGUGCAAGGGCCCCUCGAGCCAUCGAUAACCAGUACUCCUUCUUCUGAUGGAGUGGCAGCCGGGAGGAGGUGGAGGAAGAGGAUGUUUGUGUGGUUUUGUGUGUGAGAAAGUGAGAUUGGAAGAGGCGGCGUAUGUCAUAGCCAUUCAUAACCAGUAUUUUUAUUUUGCUAGUGAAGAGGAGGAGGUGUAAAAGUACUAACACUAUACGAGACUGAGAGAGGGCCGGUGGGAGCAGCUUUACAACACUAACUAGCCGUACAUUUCUUUACUUUUUUAGCCAGAUAAGCUUUGUUUUGCCGGUGCGCCUCUCAGAAGACUCUUCAUCCUAGAUGAGGACUCUGGAGUCAGCAGACCUGAUACCUCACAGUGGUCCUGCCAAGACAGCACAUGUUAGUCAGAGGCCAAACACUCUACAGAUGUUUCUACUGUGGCAGAGAGACCCAAAACGUUACACCUACACUGAGCCGCGGUGGUGAUGCUCCUCAGAAACCGCUUCAGGUCACCACGCAAACACCACUUCUCAUGGGCUCGACACACGGGAGGCGACAAACGACCGCGAUCAGCGAAAUUUGUUGCCGUCGCUUUUAUUACCUGACACACGGGAGGCGAUCCACGGCAGCGGCCAGCGGCAAAACCGUCUACGCGUUCUGUUCCAUGGUGAAAUCGAAUCUUCCGUUGUUUUGAUUGGCUGUGUCAGGUUGGAGGGAAUUGAGGUUAUUUAAGCGGUUCAGAGUUAAUAAAGUGGUAGAUAUGUUUCACAAGGUGCUGCUCGAGUUACUUCUGAUUUUACUAUAAAACAUAAUAAUAAUCAACUUCUCCUUCAUGUUUGCUCGGAGAUGUAUGGAGCAUCCUGUCCGCUCAUUGGUCAGUGAAUGAAACCUCCGUUGAUUGGUCCUCGUCCGAGCGACAGCGAUGAAAAGUUGAAAAUGUUUCAACUUUCUGGGAUUGCGUCGCUGGGUUGCCUGUGCACGACAUGUGCACGAGCGCAAAAUUUGACGCGUGUUUUUCGCGUUUCGCUUGGUAGGAGGGAGACCCGCGAUUAUCGCUUUGUCGCGCAUGUCUCAUUGAAAAUGAAUGGAGGAGAGGCGAUGUAGCCUCCCGUGUGUCGAGCCCAUUACUCUGAGGAUGAGUAACAAGGCUCAAACUCCCAAUCCAUGCCUCAUUUCUACGUUUCCUAGACUUUUGUCUUCAUCGGUACUAAUCCAGCUGUUCUGAAGGUCUUCCAGUUUCAUUUUUGGGAGAAUUUGGCUGAUGUUUUUUAGUUCGUUUCAGUUUUUGUUUCAGAUUAUUGAUGGAUUUUCAAAUCCUUUGUGUGUGUGGAGAGUUAAUUUUUUUGUUUAAGACUAGUUUCCACCUCAGAACAAUGCUGCUGAUUGCUAAGUUUCCAGCUUAUGGCUUUGGACUAUAAAGAAUAGAACAGCAGCCCAAAUCCAAAGAGGAACUUUAGACCCUCAUAAAGUCUGGAGACCUACUGAUCUAGAUUACCAAGGUCUGGCUGCUGGUUAGGAAAUUCUAAAGAAAUGAGGACUGGAUCUGGAGUUUAAUCCAUAAGAGUUCACAAUGUUUACAAUAUUUAAUAGUUUUUUUCUCUUUUAGAUAUUUGAAUUGCUAAAUGGGUUUGUGGUCUUUAGUCAGAAUACUUUUAUCUGUUCAUAGAAACAACUAAACUUCAGGUUAAUAAUUCAAAUAAAGAUGUGAAAAAUACACAGAAAUGUAAAAAGUGAGAGAGAAAAUGGAUUUCCAUCCUCCAGAAGGACAAAUGCAUUUAAAAAACGUCAAACAUACAAAUAAUAAAACCCUCUGAAAUAAAUAGGAAACUUGGCUCUGAGCUGCCAGCUGAAAUAAGGCAUGGCAGCUUUAUUUGUAUGAAUACAUACACAGGGGCAAUUCAGUGUGCUUUCCAGUAGCGAGAAUAAUGUAACGUUAAAAUCAGCGUGACGGCACAAUUGAAACAAAUUUCAGAUUUAAGAAUCAGAAAAAGGAAAAAGUUAAAAGGUGGGCGAUUACAGUGCAGAGGGUAAUUAAAUAGGCUGAUGAAUACAUGAAAGUUUUCCGUUUUGAUUUAAAAGUUACUAGAGUUGGGGCUCAUUUGAGGUCAUGAGGAAGCUGAUUCCAUGUGUGAGCAGCUUCACCCUGUUUGGUUCUGACCCGAGUUUCUACCGGCCGACAAGACCAUUCCUGUGAGCGGACGAGUUUAACUGAAAUAAAGCGUUUUAUUUCUGGGUAUAAAUUCAGGCUAUAACUCAUAUUUAAGAUGAAUGACAUCUCACUAGAGCCAACAGUAAUAUUUAUUAUACACUGAGCCUACCUUUGCUCUCAUAGGUUUACAAUAGCAUGAUAUGGAACCUUUAAAAUAGGAGCAUCAGCAGAACUUAUGCUCACCAAUUUCUUUGUUACUGUUCAGAAAUCUGAAACUGUUCCAUCUUUGUCUUUUUCAGAAACAUCUGAAUUUUCUGGCUCUCUCAGACGGCAUUUGAUUAAACAAGCUUCAUCUGUUUUUACAUGAAUAUUCACGGAUCCAGAACCAGUAAAUCUGGUUUAACUCCGAGUUACCCUCCAGCUCAGAGAUCUGAGUGUAAGUGAGUUAAUCUGGAGAUAACCUGGUCUCUCAGGCUGGUGAUCCAAUUUGUUAUACACUACUCAAUUAAACCUGUGAACUCUUCAUAGAGUUGGUUUUAUUGAUUUGAUUUGAUAAAACUUUUAACAUUUCAAGGAUUUACUCAUAAAUGAAGUUAAUUAUUACAAAUGAUAUUACCAAUUAAAACCAUGCAGUCACUUUUAAGUAUGAGUAAAUCAUCACUCCCUAUUUUGAUCAAGUUCUUUGGUAUAUUUAAAAUUAAAUAAAAAGGUCAAGAGAUAAAUGUUUUAAGGGCUUUGACUAUUUAAAUUUACUGGAAAAGAUUUGAGUUUUAUACUUUUUCUCAUUUAAGAUGACACAUUUUUUACACCACACCCACGAAUGUUUGACCAUUGUGAGGAAAAAUAAAAUGUGGCGUGUUGACGUUGGACAGUGUGUUAACGUUUUGGGUCUGCAGUAGGAAGGAAACCUUUACCUCAGACUCACUCAGCAGCAUCUCUCAGUACUGAUAUAUGUCUCUCCUCUGUUUCUGACUCACACAAACCCUCAAGAGCAGAGCUGUGCUUUCUUUCAGAGAGAAACGAUAAAAUAAUGGAAAUAAUAGUAAUAACGAUGGUCAGAAUAUUAGUAUUAAAUGUGUUUUUGACACUUGUUUUUUAUUUUGUAUGCCUACUCUAUGUAACACUUAUUCCAACUCCAUCUCAGUUGAAAUGUCUUUGUGCCUUUUUUAUUUUGGGGAUGAAAAGAAGGAAAAUGGUUAAAAGGUUUUUUUUUUCUUAUUUUCACUGUGACAGUUUUCCCUCACUGUUCAUGUGUUCUCCUCCUCGAACUCAUCCUGCAUUCAUCAGGAGUAAAAAAUAAUCUAGCAGAAAAUGUUGAUAGCUACUUUUUUCUAGUUGUGCCUUUCUCUGUGUGUGUCUGGUCAUCAGCCCGUCUCGGUUUAGAUCUCCGUGUAGCUGACCUGCUCGUUUCUGAAGGACUUUUCUUUGCUCGUCAUGUAUUUGUCUCCAUGCACAUUUUAACCUCUGGUCUUCAUGUUCUGUGUCCUUUUCUCAUUUUAAAAACUCUCUGUGCCUUUCUCUGUCUUUUCUCUCUUUGCUGGGACCGUGUGUUGAGGGCAGACAGAACUUUCUGUCCUACCUGUGUGGUUAGUUUCAGGUACUACAUUGAAUUUAAUGAUAAUGAUAUAAUAUAAAUAUAGUGAAACAUUCA
Nothobranchius furzeri (turquoise killifish) is the source of this 7223-nucleotide messenger RNA. It is a transcript of the gene sh2b1, whose product is annotated as SH2B adaptor protein 1. Gene Ontology annotation, molecular function: transmembrane receptor protein tyrosine kinase adaptor activity. The record is from RefSeq and is a predicted model, not a curated record. NCBI's taxonomy places the organism in Eukaryota, Metazoa, Chordata, Actinopteri, Cyprinodontiformes, Nothobranchiidae. Gene Ontology annotation, cellular component: plasma membrane. Gene Ontology annotation, biological process: intracellular signal transduction.